Nylanderia fulva is the source of this 338-nucleotide messenger RNA. RefSeq names its product ribosomal protein L38 (gene RpL38). Gene Ontology annotation, cellular component: ribosome; cytosolic large ribosomal subunit. Gene Ontology annotation, molecular function: structural constituent of ribosome. The record is from RefSeq and is a predicted model, not a curated record. NCBI's taxonomy places the organism in Eukaryota, Metazoa, Arthropoda, Insecta, Hymenoptera, Formicidae. Gene Ontology annotation, biological process: protein-RNA complex assembly; translation.
GCCAUUGUUCGCGUCGUCUCUUUUUCUUUCCGGCAAACGUGUCUUCAGGACCUGUCUGUCGAGCAAAUUACAUCAACCAAUAAUGCCGAGAGAAAUCAAAGAGAUUAAGGACUUUCUUCUGAAGGCCAGGAGGAAAGAUGCAAAAUCUGUGAAAAUUAAGAAGAAUGCUGACAAUGUCAAAUUCAAAGUUCGCUGCUCCCGAUUUUUAUACACUCUUGUCAUCACCGAUAAGGAGAAGGCAGAAAAACUGAAGCAAUCUUUACCACCAGGUCUACAAGUAAAGGAAGUGAAGAGGAGCGAGCGUGUAUAAAAUGAAUAAACUAUCUUUUUAAACACUA